Helianthus annuus (common sunflower) is the source of this 7099-nucleotide messenger RNA. RefSeq lists its product as uncharacterized. NCBI's taxonomy places the organism in Eukaryota, Viridiplantae, Streptophyta, Magnoliopsida, Asterales, Asteraceae. The transcript has 24 exons. Gene Ontology annotation, molecular function: DNA helicase activity. The coding region runs from base 41 to 7099 and encodes 2352 amino acids. Gene Ontology annotation, biological process: telomere maintenance; DNA repair. The record is from RefSeq and is a predicted model, not a curated record.
AUCUGACGGUAAAGUUGGAUUUACCGUUGGUUUUGACGUAAUGGUCAGUAUGUUACAUUUGAAGGUUGAUUGUAUUUUGUUAUUUACAAAAGGUUUUGGUAAUUUUUUCCAUUUAAAAGUUUUUAGACAAAACGGACUUGAAGUCGAUUUUUCUCAUCUAGACAUCGAAGUGCCUGAAGUUGCACCUAUCGAUGCUGAAAAUGAAGGUGAAGUACAAAUACAUGGUUCUGUUCGUCGUUUUAGACGUAUGGCUGGUGAACGUUAUUUUAGGAUUCCGGAUCCUGUUUCACGGAUGGCUAGACUUCAUGAAGGUUUAAAAGAUAUCACUGUUAGGCUUAUGCAUCUCGAUCCACCUAAGCAAUUUAGCAACGGUACAAGACGGGAAAAAAGAACACAAGGAGGUUGGCGAUACGCGUUGACCGGUUGGAGGAAGUUCAUGAAAGCUGCUAGAAUUAACGUCCUUGACACGGUUCACUAUUCUUUUGAUGAGAAUGAGCAGGUGUUGAGUGUUGAACGAGUUGAACCUUACGAUAGCCAUCAUUUGUUGACGAACUGUAAGCAAACAAGUAAUACUUUUCCAACAGUCGAUUACUUCUUACCUAUCAUGGAAAACGUUGAUCGGAUCACAUUGCUAAACGAUAUUGAUGUUCUUACCACAAACUACACUAUCAAGGUUAAAAUUGUUAGUUUGUGGAGGAAGAAAAUGAGGGAUAAUGAAAGGGAGACAUAUCGAAUAGAUAUGAUACUGAUGGAUGAAAAGGGUAGCAAAAUUCAAGCUUCUUGCAUGCACAAGCUAUUUUCAAAAUUUGAGAGGCAUCUUAAUGUUGAUGAAUGCCUUAUCAUUAAACGGCCAUCUCUUGCUGCGAACACAGCAUCUUUCAAGAUUGUUCCUAACAACCAGAAGCUAACUUUUUAUUAUCAUACCUUUGUCCAAAAGUGCAAUGUAUGGGACGGUCCGCAAUACGUUUUCAAUUUUGUUGAGUUUAAUGAUGUUCUUUCAAAGAAAAUAAAAGAGGGUACGACAGUAGAUUUCAUUGGGUAUGUUGGUGUUUGUUAUAACAUUGAGGAUACUAACAAGAAGGAUGGUAGCAAAGGGAAACGUCUUAAUCUUAAGCUUCAAGAUCUUGAAGAUGUUCAGAUCGAUUUAACUCUUUGGGACGAUUACGCUAAGGACAUGUAUUCUUACAUGGUUAGCGAAAAGCGUGAAGCACAUGUUGUCGUUGUUGUCCAUUUCGGUGCAGUUAAAUCAUACAAAGGCAAAUGGGGAUUUUCCAAUAACUUUGGUGGUUCAAGACUUUUCAUUAACGACAACUUUGAUGACAUGCUAUUGUUCAAGCAAAAGUUUCUUGCUAAACUUUCUGCUUCAACUGAGUCAAGUAGCCAUGCUGGGUCAUAUAUGAUGUGUUCUGUCGAAGAUGAAUUUUUAAAGAAUGAUGUUUUUUCACCACUUGCUUAUCUUCCAUCAAUCUUAGAGCCAAAGAAAGUUGUUGUUGUUGGAACUAUUGUAGCAAUCGUUUCUGAUAAGAUGUGGUAUUAUGAUGGGUGUAACUAUUGCAAGUCAAAAGUUGAGAAAAAGUUUGAAACCUAUGAUAAAGAUGAUGGAACAAGUGAUGUUAGAGAUGCGCAGUUGUAUCAAUGUUCUAACAAGGAUUGUAAUGGAAAAGAGGUUUUCCCGAUGUCCAGGUUUAAAAUACCGGUUCGCGUUCAAGAUUCAACUGGAACUGUGACGCUUACAUUAUUUGACCAUGAGGCGAUGAAGUUUGUUCGGAAAACUGCAAAGGAACUUAUUCAAAUUCAGGACGAGUUAUUGAAAACUAAUGAUUUCCCAAGAGAAUAUCCCGUUGAAUUUGAAGAGUUGCUUAAUCUAAAGUGUGCUUUUGUGAUUAAAGUAACUGACUUUAAUAUUGCAAAUGGUGUCGAGAAUUAUGGAAUAUCAGUUGUUACCACUGAUGAUGACAUCUUGGAUAAGCUCAACAAAAAAUUUAAAAUAGAUCAGAUUGAUGCUUAUGAAACUUUUGGUAUGAGUCAGUCUGAGUUGCAAACUUCUGGUGCUGAAGGUUUGAAGGAUGCCGAUUCUUACACUGGGGAUAACACCACACCUAUUUCAAAGGAUUAUGCGGUUGACUUGAAACAAUCAUCCUCUGACAUGAAGCGUAACCUUGAUGAUGUUUAUUUGAAUGAAGUUAGAUUGGCGUCCUCAGCAACUGAGCAAGCUAAAUGUAGGCGUUCGUUAAGAAAGCUAUAUAUUGAUAAUAAGAGAUCAAAUGCAGCUGCUUUUCCGGAAUAUGUUGUCAGAGCUGUAGAGGCUAAACACAGGCGCAAGUUAAGAAAAUUAUACCUUGAUAGUAAGAGAUCAAAUGUUACAAAGAAAUUCAUUUCUAGAGGUGGUACUUCAACAUCGUCAUCAUCAACACCAAUCCGGUUAAAUAACAAAGAGAAUUUUACUCCCAAUAUUUCAAACACCACCUUUCCUACCGAAUCUUCAACUGGUAUUGGGACAAGUAAUCAUUUAAAUUCGUCCUUUAAUGUAAGAUCAUCCGUUAUUACACAAUCAACUUUGAAGAAGAAAGGAAAUGUACUACACGAUCAGUUUACAACACCCAUCCGUACACCAUUUGCAAACCUAUCAAACACAAUACCAGCAUAUUCAUCUGGAGCUUUUUCAAAUCAUAAUAGAAACACAAAUGAUUUUCAUGACUCUUCUACCUCAACACGACGAAUGACGAGGUCAAACAAAGAAAACAUAACACCAACUUCGUGUGUUACAAACAUACGUUCUCAAGUUCAAAUUGAACCGCAGUUUUCUAAUGCUAUGUCUUCUUUGAAUCGUAUAUCAUCUGACAAUAUUGCAAGCUCAUCAACGUUACCAUUGAAUGAUUGCUAUUCUCUUCAUCCCAGAAUAUCCAAUAAACGUAACACAACAUUUUUGACAUCUGAAUUAAGCUCGAUAAAAAAGAUGUCUUCUGGAAAGCGUAGACUUAUUCAUAAACCAAUUGAAAUAGAACCCAUACCAUUGGCUGUUCUUGACUCUGAUGAUGAAAAUCAUGUUAACGAGGUUGUGUUAGACGCCACCAAAGGCGUUUCUAAAGAUUACGUUGACCAUGGUGACCAAUCUCUUACGUGUGGUUUAUGCUUUGCAAACUUAUGGCCAACCGAAGGUGGAAAGGGUCGCAUUACACUUCAAAAGCAAACAUAUAGCUUAUGUUGUGGAUAUGGUAAAGUUGAUUUGCCUGAAUAUAAAGAUUCUGAUCCAUCUUAUCAGAUGCUUUUUCGCUGUUUAGAUCAGGAAAGCAAAUAUUUCUUAAAGAACAUAAGACGUUACAAUUCUAUGUUUUCCUUUACUUCGAUGGGAGGAAAAGUUGAUACUAAAAUAAACAAAGGUAAUGCUCCAUUUGUUUAUAGAAUCAGUGGUCAGAAUGCACAUAGUAUGGGUAGUCUUCUUCCUAAGCAUGGAGCCCAGCCAAAAUUUUCACAGCUUUAUAUCUAUGAUACUAAGAAUGAGCUUUCUAAUAGGGAGUUGUUAUUCAGUGAUUCUUCAAGCAAAGCAUCGAUAAGGGCAAAGGAACUUGAUGUUAAGUUUAUAAAGUAUAUUACGAACAUGUUAGAUUCUACAAAUAUGUUGGUUAAAACUUACAGGAUGGUACGAGACCAUCUCCAUGACAAUCCUAAUGUUACUCUUAAACUUCGUAUAAUCUCACAGAGGGAUCGAGACGGUAGGACUUACAAUUUACCUACGUGUUCUGAAGUUGCUGCUUUGAUAGUUGAUGAACCUGAUCUCCAGAUUGAAAGCCGUGAUAUUAUUGUUGAAAUGCGUUCCGGAGAUCUUAAGCGUAUUAGCGAGUUACAUCCUUCUUAUCUUGCUCUACAGUAUCCAAUUCUUUUUCCGUAUGGAGACGAUGGAUAUAGGCUUAACAUUCCUCAUAGGGAUUUUGGUCCUAAUACAAAGAAGACAAGACCAACUUGUACUAUGAGGGAGUUCUUUGCUUAUAGAAUUCAGGAUAGGCAUAACAAGUUUUCUCUAAUUCUUAAUGCAAGAAGGUUGUUUCAGCAGUUUUUAGUCGAUGCCUACAUAAUGAUUGAAAGUGAGAGGCUAAACUACAUACGUUUUCAGCAAAUCAAACUGAGAUCUGAUUCGCUUAACAGUCUUAAAAAUGUUCAAGACGUUGGUCAGAGUGAUUUGAGUCAUACGGGACAACCUGUUAUAUUACCUUCAUCUUUUACGGGUGGUUCUCGAUACAUGAUGCAAAAUUACUUAGAUGCUAUGGCGUUAUGUCGGAAGUAUGGGUAUCCUGAUUUCUUUAUCACAAGCACAUGUAAUCCGAAAUGGCCUGAGAUUGUAAGAUUUAUUGGUGACUCUUCAAUUAAGCCUGAAGACAGACCUGACAUACUUUGUCGAUUGUUUAAGAUGAAAUUUGAUGAAUUGAUAAAAGAUAUGAAGCAAAAAAAAUUUUUUGGCGAUAUUAAUGCAGUUGUUUAUACCGUUGAGUUUCAAAAACGUGGUUUGCCACAUGCGCAUAUUUGCUUAUUUAUGAAAGCUGAUCAUAAGCUUCCUACGGUUGAACACAUCGAUCCCUUUAUAUUAGCUGAAAUUCCUGAUAAGAAUGAGGAUCCUGAAUUGUAUUCUCUUGUGAGUGACUUUAUGAUUCAUGGUCCUUGUGGAUAUGCGAACAUGAAAUGUCCAUGCAUGGUUGGGAACCGUUGUUCAAAGAAUUUUCCAAAGAGGUUUUUGGAUUCCACUUCCAUUGAUUCUGAUGGUUUUCCAGUUUAUAGGAGAAGAGAUUUUGGUCACACAGUUGUCAAGAAGGGCGUUACUUUAGACAAUAGGAGUGUAGUUCCAUACAACAAAAACCUACUUAAAAGAUAUCAGGCACACAUCAACGUGGAAUGGUGCAAUCAGGCUGGCUCAAUAAAGUAUUUGUUUAAAUACAUUAAUAAAGGACCUGAUCGAGCCACUGUUGCUGUUUUUGAUUCAGAUAGAGGCCCCGAUGAGGAAAUUCCAAAAGAUGAAAUUAAAGAGUACUACGAAGCUAGAUAUGUUUCCGCAUGUGAAGCCAGCUGGAGAAUAUUUGGCAAUGAUGUUCAUUAUCGAAUUUAUUCUGCGUCUCCAUCUCUUGGUGAGGCUUAUUACCUAAGAAUUCUUCUUACUAAGGUUAAAGGCCCACAAUCAUUUGAAGAAAUAAGAACAUAUGAUGGUGUUGUUUAUCCUACAUUUCGGGAUGCGUGUUAUGCACGUGGCCUGUUAGAUGAUGACAAUGAAUAUAUCGAGUGUAUUAAAGAAUCCAGUUUCACAGGAAACGGUCAUUAUCUUCGUUCUUUGUUUGCAACACUUCUAUUGUCUAAUACGCUAUCUAGACCUGAAGUUGUUUGGGAGAAAACGUGGGAGCUAUUGUCCGAGGACAUUUUAUACAAUAUGCGGAAAGAUUCUGGCAUGAGCGAUUUCGUUGUUUCUGAUGAACGUUUAAAGAAUAUUACGUUGUCGAAAAUCGAAAAAUUCCUUCUUCGUAAUGGAUCCAGCUUGCACAGGUUUUCACCAAUGCCUUAUCCUGAUGAUGACUAUCUGAUGUCCGAGAGCAACCGUUUGAUAAACGAUGAGCUUUCUUUUGACAUGGAUGAAGUUACGGCUGAGUUCAAUAAUCUUCACAGCUGUCUAAACGGCGAUCAAAGAGCCGUGUAUAAUGAAAUUAUGGAUGCUGUUCGGAUUGGUAAGGGUGGUGUGUUUUUUGUGUACGGUUAUGGUGGUACGGGCAAGACUUUUCUGUGGAAAACUUUAGGUGCUUCUAUUAGAUGCAAUGGACAGAUUGUUAUUAAUGUCGCUUCAAGUGGUAUUGCAUCUUUGUUGUUAUCACGCGGUCGUACUGCUCACUCGCGAUUUCAUAUUCCAAUUAAUGUCAAUGAAGAUUCGGUAUGCCAUAUAAAGCCUAAUACUGAAAUCGCGAAUCUUUUAUAUGAAGCAAAGUUGAUUAUUUGGGACGAGGCACCGAUGAUACACAAACAUGCUUUCGAGGCUCUUGAUCGUACAAUGAAGGAUGUUUUGAGUGUUUUUGAUUCACGAAAUUCAGAACUUCCAUUUGGUGGGAAAACUAUUGUAUUUGGUGGUGACUUUAGACAAAUCCUACCUGUUGUACAAAAUGGAAGCAGGCAAGAUAUCGUAAACGCCUCAUUAUGUCCAUCCCACAUCUGGUCCAGUUGCAAGGUGUUGAAAUUGACAAUCAACAUGCGUUUGUCGGUUGGAUCAAGUAGCUCAAACGUUGUGGAGAUAAACGAAUUUGGUAAAUGGCUUCUUGACAUCGGCGAAGGUAAUGUUGGUGAUUCUAUCGACGGUGAUGGAACUAUUGAAAUACCUGCUCAUCUCUUAAUAACUGAUGAGAAUGAUCCAAUUCAAGGUUUGAUUGACUUUGUAUAUCCUUCAGUUCUUCAUCGUUAUAAAGACCGUGACUACUUUUCUGAAAGAGCUAUACUCGCUCCUAAGAAUGAAGUUGUUCAUGAGAUAAAUGACCGUUUGCUUGAUUUGUUUCCCGGUGAAGAAGUAGAGUAUCUUAGCUCUGAUAGUUUAUGUCCGACUGAGGAAAUCAACGAUCCGUUACAUCAAGAUUUGUAUAAUCCAGAUGUGUUAAAUAGUGUAAAAGUAUCAGGGUUACCAAAUCAUAGAUUGGUAUUAAAAUUGGGCGUUCCGGUUAUGCCUUUGAGGAAUAUUGAUCAGCAAAACGGUUUGUGCAAUGGUACGCGUCUUCAAAUCACACGUCUUGGUAAACGUGUUAUUGAGGCAGAGAUAUUAUCAGGAAGUAAUGUUGGAUCAAGAACUUACAUCCCAAGAAUCAGCAUGAUACCAUCUGACAAGAAAAUACCCUUCAAAUUUCAAAGAAGGCAAUUUCCAAUAACCGUAUGUUUUGCGAUGACUAUUAACAAAAGUCAAGGACAAUCUCUAUCUAGAGUUGGUAUAUACCUCAGAGACCCCGUGUUCUCACAUGGUCAGCUUUAUGUUGCGUUGUCGAGGGUAAAGACUAAGGAUGGCGUUAAGGUUUUAAUAUUCGACAAAGAUGGGAGGCCAACAAAUAAAACUGCAAACGUUGUUUACAAAGAAAUAUUUGGGAAAUUGUAG